AUGUCGUCCGGUCAAUCAGAGCAGUUUCCUCUCCCAUCAAUUUCUCGAUCGUCUCAUUCACGUUCCGACCGACCGACAACGUCAUGGACUCCAUUCGAUCCAAUUUCUCCGUCCGACCGCUCCUAUAUCCGCUACGAACGGGCCCAAACGCCGCACGAGGAGGAAGAUGUCACGUCCUACACAGGGCUGGGGAUCAACAGUUCCACGCAACGACUGGUGUCCAAUCGAGACAGUCGGGGGGCAGACCAGGCGACUCCCACGAGUGAUCUCUUCUCCCCAGGCUUUUCGGAGCAGCAAACUCUACGGUCGCAUUACUCCAGAGCAUCGUUUGUCGACAGUGAAUUCAACGCGACCAAAUUGUUGGUGCUAGCCAUCUACUCAACCGUUGUAUCCGGCAUAUACUUCUUUGUGUCCUUGUUGCGCCCGAGAUAUGAGCAGUCAAUCGGUACGGAUGGGGGUCUUCGACCUUCCACUGCCAGUUUACUCAGUGCCCUCUUUGCCAAGACAAUUGAGUUGGCAUUUGUCAGCGUUUUUGUCGCCUUUCUAGGGCAGUUCCUGAGUCGACGGGCGAUCAAGAAGGGAUCUAGUGGGAUCACCAUCUCGGAUUUGAGUAUGCGGACAUGGAUUAUGCAGCCGGCGUCGAUGAUCAUCCAUUCCCAAGCCAUGCGCUACUCGGCGUUGACUUUACUGGGGAUGCUCACUUUGACGGCCACCAUUGUCGCCAUGCUCUACACGACCGCUGCCGAAGCACUUGUAUCACCAAAACUCCUCCAAGGCCCCUACGAGGACCGAACGCUGACGGGAAAUAUCACCGCCAAAUUUGCCUGGCCCGACGAUAUGCGCAACCACUGCGAGACGGUGAUUACUCACGAUAUCGACCCGUCGGAAUCAGAGCAGGAUCGAGGAAAUACCUGCUUAGAGCUUCAACACGUCAGCCAGGCAUACCACAAUUACCACGCUUACCUUUCGAAAUGGAGCAACCUCGAUUCCCAAAACACGUCUGCAGCGCUGGUCCAAGGCGAGCGACCACUGCCGGUGGGAACGAUGUUCGAUAACACUACCGUGACUGGAGUUUGGAUCGACCAGACAAAUAUCACCGACUUGUCGGAGCGCUACGGGCGCAUGGUCAUCAACGUGACAGCCGCGAUGCCUCAUGGCGGCGUGGCCGGUGCAGUAAACAACCCCCAGAACGGGUUCCACCGACCCAGAAUCUCAUCGGAGGGCAACUUUGAUCUCUUAGCUCGAGUUCCAUCUCCGGCAGUGAACGUCCUUUGCGCUGGCAUGUCCGCAAAGGAACUAAGCCCGUUGAUCUACAAAACGUGGCCACACUCACGCUUCAAUCCCGACAACUGGACCCUGGACCAGCACAGUGAUGUACCUGCCUAUCCAUCCUGGCUCAAUCGCACCGUCGUCGACGAUCUCUUCCGGUGGGGGAAGAAGUACGACGCACGGCCACCCAUCUUCGGCAAAUUUCCCGAGGCGUACAACACCAUCGUCAACGGCUCCGUUUACUACGGUGACUCCCUCUACCUCCUCGGCCAUGCUCCCACCAACCGAACCCCAGAAUAUGUCCUCUGCUCCAUGAAAGCCAAGCUCAGCCCUCGCUGCUCAACGUACUACUCUGCGUCCAUUCGCGGCGCCUCCUUUGGCACGAAAUGCGACAACCCUGACGACAAAUGGCGCUAUGACCAGGCAUACCCCGACGCGCCCGACGGUGCUUGGGACCCAGAUUGGAAAAACAUCGCUCAUUCCUGGGCCCUAGCCCUGAGUCUUAACACGGGCAUCACCAACGGCCGCGCCAGCAACUCCCGCGUUCUCAUGCAGCUAACCCCCAAGAACGACACCCUUGACCCAAAGGUCCCAUCCAUUGCGGAAGCUCUGGCCGUCAUGGCCGGCAACACCCUCAUUCUCGGCUCUGCCAACGCCCCGUUCGUCCAUUUCUGGAAUUACACCGACAUCAGCAAGGAGCCGAAGAAUGCGACCGUCCCUAGCCCAGAGCCGCAGUUUUUCCGCGCCUCCGUAAGGGUCGUCGGAUAUCAGUCUAGCUAUACUGAGAAAUGGCACUACGUUUUCUACGUGAUACUAGGGCUGGCGUUUAUCACCAGUGCCUUCUGUCUCGUGUACAUGCUUCUCAUUAAAGGGCGACAGUUGACCGACUUCACAGACCCACAGAAUCUGUUCACGCUGGCGAUGAACAGUCCAGCGACAUCUAAGCUGGACGGUGCCUGUGGUGCCGGACCGCACGGGGAGCAUUUCAAGGAGAAAUGGUUUGUCGGUAUGGAGCCUGAGGACGAGCAUUAUUAUAUUCGAACGAAGGCAGAGGAGCGAACGCCGCUCAUCCCGACAGCAAGAUUCUCGAUGAGGUCCAUGGAGGCGGAGGAUGUCAUGAAGCCGACUACGCCGGCUGUGGAGGAAUAUGCGAGGGUCUCAUCGAGACGAGGGUGGUUGUCGCGAUGGUACUGA
Molecule: messenger RNA, 2463 nt
Organism: Aspergillus affinis
Lineage: Eukaryota; Fungi; Ascomycota; Eurotiomycetes; Eurotiales; Aspergillaceae
Exons: 3
Coding region: 1-2463 (820 amino acids)
Source: RefSeq, a predicted model, not a curated record